AUGGCCUCCCCACAAACCCAGAUCUACGCAGAAGCAGAGCCAGCGAUCGCCAUCGACUACGCCACCCUCCUCCGCCUCGCCCGCUGUCCGGCCUGCGAGAACAGCUGGACGACCUACAAAGCCCCCCGCUCGAAGCUCGACCACAUCCAGCGAUGCGCCCGCGCCCAGCUCAUCCCCGCCCGCCACAUCCCCGCCCGCAUCCAGCUCAUCCUCCACCACCAGGCCCUCGACGCCGGCCCCAUCCACAGACACGCCGCCGCCCAGAACCUCGCCCCCGUCCCCAUCUCUCCACCAACGACAUCCAUCGCGCCUACUCGCUCUGGGCCCUCGCCAGCGGCGACGACGCCUUCCCGUACAGCCGGUCAGUCCUCAAGAAGCCCGCCCGAUAGCCCCCUCCGUGCGCCGUCCAAGGGGAAGGCCAAGCGCGACGCGCUUUCCUCGUCAGAGGAGGAGGACGACGACUCCCGCUCGGGCUCUAGCUCGUCUGGCCAACAGGCCAGCGUGAUGCCAUCCUACGAGCGCUGGACCCGCGCCCAGCUCGAGAACGAGAGCGAGCGGCUCGGGUACCCCGACGGCCCCCGGCUGGCCACCGCCGCGCUGGUCGCCCGGGCCCAGGCCGCAUGGGCCCGCCAACAGCCCGCCUCUCCUUCCCGCUCCGACGCCGAGCCAGACGCCGGCUCGUCCGGGUCCGCUGACGACGACCGCCCCGGGUCCCGCGCCGAUCCGCAGGAGGAGACGCGCGAGGACAGCCUCGAGUGGGAGCUCAACCUGCUCAACCCGGCCGACCAUGCGCUGUUCGCGGCCUCGGACGCGGACGAUGGGCCGGCCGUCCGGCCGUGCUUCGAGAGCUUCUCGCGCGCCCAGCUGGAGCGCGAGCACGCCGCGCUGGCGCAUCGGAUCCGCGCGCGCCCGGCCGACGCCGCCGAGCCCGCGCGGGUGCCCGCGGCGCGUGCGGCCCUCGACUCGAUGCCCAAGACCAAGCCCGCCCUCGCCAGGAAGGUCCUCCGCCUCUGGGACGCCCUCCAUCCCCUCCCCGCCGACCCCCCCGCAGCCGUCAGAAUCGUCUCCGUCAAGCUCGACCUCGCUGGGCUCAGCCGCGUCAUGGCCUGCCUGCUCGCCAUCGACCCGGCCCUGUACCUGCGCAUCCUGCGCUUCGAGCCCAUCCAGUUGGCGGUGCUCGAAGACAAGGUCCGCGCCGUCUUGGACCAGGAGUUCGAGGCGACGUUCGCCCACCAUCUGCGCCAACGCGAGGACGCCGGCCGGGCGGAGGGUCUCUCGAGUGCCGGCUCCUCCGACGACGACAGCGGCGAGGACGCGCUGGACGAAGCGCCCGCGAAAAGGCCCGCGCCCAAGGCCCCCAGACCCCGCCGCUCCCCGCCCGCCCUCUCCAAGCAUGUCCUCCAUGCUGACACCCUCGCCCGCUGGCUCGACCUCCAGGCCAUCUCUUACUUCCUGCUCGACCCCGCUGUCCCGCGCAAGCCGAGGUACUAG
Molecule: messenger RNA, 1491 nt
Organism: Puccinia triticina
Lineage: Eukaryota; Fungi; Basidiomycota; Pucciniomycetes; Pucciniales; Pucciniaceae
Exons: 5
Coding region: 1-1491 (496 amino acids)
Source: RefSeq, a predicted model, not a curated record